UUACAUCUCAGACCUCCCCCUUUUGCUUUGUGUGAAGCUUAUAUGCGUAAAAUCGGAAACACUGCAUACGAGAGUAGCAAACGCGGUGUGUUGGUGUGUCUCAACUUCCUUUUCAGCUGCAAACCCCAGAUCAAGAGGCUCAGCAGAACACAAGGAAGGAAACCCUCUCGAGCCAUAUUCUCAUUUUGCUGGACUGCUCAUUUUGACUGACAUGUCAAACCCAGUCAUCACUCAGCCCGGUGCUGGAUCAUACGGUACAAAUGUGCAGACUGGAGAGUGGAGCACCGGUCUUUGUUCUUGCUGCAGUGACCUACUUGUCUGUGGCCUUGGCUUCAUCUGUCCGAUAGCUCUCAGCUGUUACACAGCAAACAAGUACGGUGAGAAUGUAUGUCUAGCAUGUGUACCUGGAGGAAUGGCUGCAAUGAGGACACACAUGCGACUGACCUAUGGCAUACAGGGCACAAUAUGCAAUGAUGCUUUGAUGACCUGUUGCUGUGGAAUAUUUGAAACAUGUCGAAUGGCCAGAGAAAUCCGUAUCAGGAAUGGAGAGACCUAGUGGAUCCAUUUUACUAAUUUCAGUCUUAAGAUUCUUUUAUAAUUUUUAAAAAGCCAAAUUGUCAUUUAAAUCAAUGUGUCAUUUAUUAAUAUAUUUAUUGAUUAUUAAAGCCAGGAGAAUUCAAACCAGUACAGCAUUCAUAAACAUACAUUUUUGGAAAUACAAAAGCCUGACCAAUACUGUUUACUUAGUCAUAAAGUAGAGUGUUACAUAAACGCAUCUUAAAAGUCUUGAAUUUGUGUUAAUUCUUGCAAUAUUCAUUUAUACAUUGUAUGUGCUAACAAUUUUCCUGUGAUGCUCGAAUUGUGUCAAUCUGCAGCAUUAAUAUGUUACUGUACAGGAACUGUGUGUCAUAUUUAACAACUACCCAAACACAGUAGGCUGUAAAUGGAAAUAUUAAUUCAUACAACCAAUCAUAAAAUAAAAAACAAUAACAAAG
Molecule: messenger RNA, 995 nt
Organism: Carassius auratus (goldfish)
Lineage: Eukaryota; Metazoa; Chordata; Actinopteri; Cypriniformes; Cyprinidae
Product: PLAC8-like protein 1
Exons: 4
Coding region: 212-556 (114 amino acids)
Source: RefSeq, a predicted model, not a curated record